AUGCCAAUUUACCUCAUCAGGCUCGCGCAAGUGCACGAGAGCUUCCGAAAAGUCGAGCUGCAGGCUUUAGCCGACUUAGCUGGAGUUUCUUUACAGUUUAUCAAAUAUGACGACAAUUCACCUUACUGCAUCGUAAAUCUACCGUCAGAUUCUGCAGCACGAAAAGUCAUCACUCGUAGCAUUUUGGCGCAAGGCAUCUACGAGCUUUGGGGCGAAGGCUCAACAUAUGAUACUCUUCACGACUCAAUACACGACCUCUCAGCUUCGAAAUGGUCAAAAUAUCAGACUGCAUCCUUUCGGUUCACCGUUGAGGGCUACCAGGGCGGAAAGUCAGCAGCGGAUCAGCGCACCAUCAUCGAUAGCUUCUCGUACAUCGCUCUCAAAGGACAGCCCCGGAUGCGCGACCCGGAUGUUGCAUUUCGUGUCUUUGAGGCCUACGACCUGAACGUCUCGGAGCCGAAAUACUUUUACUUCGGACGAUUCAUCGCAGAAUCAUGCCGCAACGAGGCCAAGAAAACCUACGACUUGAAGAAACGGCACUAUAUCAGUACGACAUCCAUGGACGCGGAGCUCACGUUAUUGACAGCCAAUAUUGCACACGUUGCGCCUGGGAAGUUAUUCUACGAUCCGUUCAUGGGCACGGGCGGCUUUCCCAUUGCGUGCGCUCACUUUGGGGCAGUAGUCUUCGGAAGCGACAUUGAUGGCCGCACCAUUCGGGGUCUCGGAGGAAGCGCGAGGAGAGGACAGACUGGCAAGAUGGACGUUGUUGGUAAUUUCAAGCAGUACAGCUUGGAGUCAAGUUACCUUGGCAGCUUCGUGUCCGAUCUGACAAACACGCCACUCCGAAUCUUGCCGAUCGAUGAAGACUACACGAAGGGCUACCUAGAUGGCAUUGUCUGCGAUCCCCCGUAUGGCAUCCGCGAGGGUCUUAAAGUCCUGGGCUCCCGCCAACAGCUCCUAGAUACAGAAAGGCAGUCACAUCAAGAUCAGUACAUGCUACCAGGGUACAUCCCACCGAAAAAGCCGUACUCGUUCACAGCGCUCCUCGACGACAUACUCGCCUUCGCAGUCGCAACCCUCGUUGCAGACGGCAGGCUCAGUAUGUGGAUGCCAACCGCGAAUGACGAAGACAUCGAGUUAAUAAUACCCAACCACCCAUGCCUCGAGUUAGAGUCAGUCUGCGUACAAGCGUUCAAUAAGUGGUCGCGGAGACUACUAACUUAUCGGCGGCUUCGCGAAUCGGAAGUACCUGAAGGUGCGCUGGAGGCUGUGAAGAGGGACUACGAACAGGGCACAAGAGCUAGCGAUUUGAACGACUUCCGCAGGAAAUACUUCCAAGGAUUCAAGGAGUUUGAGAGUAUGAAAAAAGAGUUUAUAAGAAUGAAAGCGGGGCCGCCUAGAGAAUUGGACGCGGAGGUUCCGAAGCGCUGA
Messenger RNA from Cucurbitaria berberidis CBS 394.84, 1431 nucleotides. Its product is annotated as tRNA guanosine-2'-O-methyltransferase. Gene Ontology annotation, molecular function: nucleic acid binding. The record is from RefSeq and is a predicted model, not a curated record. Lineage: Eukaryota; Fungi; Ascomycota; Dothideomycetes; Pleosporales; Cucurbitariaceae. Gene Ontology annotation, biological process: methylation. The coding region runs from base 1 to 1431 and encodes 476 amino acids. The transcript is spliced from 2 exons. Gene Ontology annotation, cellular component: cytoplasm.